CUAGCUUUUUUUUUUUUUUCCUCCCUUCCCUCUCGGCUCUUUUCUCUUUUUCUUCCUCUGCUCUUUGCUCUCUCAUUUAAGGGAGAGACAAACCCCACGUUUUUGACUAAUACAAAUAAACUACCAACUGCAACUACAACCAUGGCAUCUGCAAGCAGCUCAGCACAGGCCGCCUUCGGGCUGGGCCGGAGGAAGAAGAACCCCGGGCUCUUGGAUCAGAUUGGAAAGUUCUUUGGAGGAGACAAGAAAAGGAAGGGCAAGAGCUCCUUCAGGGGUGCUCUGUCUCCGGCCCCUCAGAAAGCCUCCGCAACCUCCCCACGUAAGCGUGGAGCAGAGAAUGCCGUGGUCCACUUCUUCCGCACGAUCGUGUCCCCUGCCCCUCCCAAGUCUAGGUGGAGAGGACUAGCAGCCAAGAUAGGCCUGGGCCCACAGAAGUCAAGCAAGAAGGCCAGUGCAGGGGAUGGCAAAGGGACCCUGACUAGGAUCUUCAAAAUGUGAUGAUAUCAGCAGCAGAGGAAGCAGGAGUGCUUCUCCAGCCAAACGCUGAAGUCCCCCUCUACAACCCCUUCCAACAGCAAGAGGGUAGAUGUUCAAGAGCACAGGGGGGGGGAAAGAGGACCAGAAAAGAAGAAAUCUUCUCAUCCCUUUACACUGACUUUCCCAAUUGCCUUUGUUAACACCCUAAUGUUAGCUAAACCCCCUCCUGCCCCAUAUUACUGCCCCCUUUCCUUUGGCUGAUAGAUAGCGACACAAUCUGCCCCUGCAUCCCUCCCUUCCUGCAAGCAUCAUGCUAAGUCUGCAGCCAUUAUCUCCAGUGUGAACUGAUUGCUGAAGUUGAUCCUGAAGCCGCUCACAUGUGCAGCCUGAAUGACCUCCUCCCCCACCCUCCAUGGCUCUCUGUUUAUAUCCAGCUUGAGUUUCUGUAGUGUCCUUGAACGUUUUCUAACAAUAAUGGCUAAACUGAAGCAGACCUGGAGCAGCUGAAGGUGAAGGCCGGUGCAAGUACAACUGACUUGACCGUUAUCGCCACAUGUGGAUUGGGUGCAAAGACCAAGUCGCUUCUGGUUUUUACAUAAGAGUGGUUUUCUGUUUUGUCACACUGUCUGAGUCACUCCCUCUAGCAUUUUAUGCACCCCUCCUCAAAUAUUCUUUUAUGUAAGGUUUAACAUAUUUUAAAUUAUCGCGAGAGCCAUUUUGGUCAUAAUGUUUAUUUCAUUCACCUCUUGUGUCGUAGCUGUAGUGACGUGUCCUGUCAUGAUUGUGAUGUUCUAUGUUUGUCAUCUUUAUAAGGCUGGCUGUGAAGUUUGUGCUAAAAAACAAAAGUAAGAUUUCUUUUUCAAUCCUUGAGAUUGUGACAUUACUAAUUUACCUUUCCAUGUAUAACUAAAUUAUUUCGUAGUGUAUUUUACCAUUUUAAAAAAGGAUCUGAAUCUGAGGCAUGAUGGCAGAUUCAGACGUGUCCUCAGUGCAUUAGUUUAGUCUGCUGUAGGUCUCUUUAUUGUCGCCAUUGUUUCUAUUGCAUGCUCAGAGCACAUACUGCAAAUUCAGUUCACAAAACCCUCGUCAACAAGUGCCUUUCCUCCUGACUACCAAAAACAACGUGCUGUGUUUUCUUCUGAUGAAUAAUAAAGAAAAAAAACACAGUUUCAAAAAGGUGCUCUUUAACUAACUAUAAUGACACAUUACAAAGUCUUUAAGAAUGUGCAAUUUAUAUGUAAAAAUAGAAAAAAGUCAGAAACAGAAAAGGUCAGCACCAACAGUUGUGCUGUUUCUAUCCAUCUUCCAAACGCAGGCAUUUGUGAUCUGUAGCAUUCAUCCCUCCUUGUGUUAGUGUGUGCUUGAGCCUUGUGAGUGCUGUGUAGUGUUUAUUGCUGAAUGGAUCCCAUGAAUGAAUGUAAACAACCUCCUCAUCAUUGUAUGUGUAAUAUGAUAUGACCAGCCACUUAACUUAGAAUAAAGAAUAAUGAAGAAAAAAAAAUAUAUAAACCAAACU
Molecule: messenger RNA, 1993 nt
Organism: Melanotaenia boesemani (Boeseman's rainbowfish)
Lineage: Eukaryota; Metazoa; Chordata; Actinopteri; Atheriniformes; Melanotaeniidae
Product: myelin basic protein-like
Exons: 7
Coding region: 142-498 (118 amino acids)
Biological process (GO): myelination
Cellular component (GO): cell periphery; neuronal cell body; internode region of axon
Molecular function (GO): structural constituent of myelin sheath
Source: RefSeq, a predicted model, not a curated record